Rotaria sp. Silwood2 is the source of this 771-nucleotide messenger RNA. The record is from the annotation of a GenBank genome assembly. NCBI's taxonomy places the organism in Eukaryota, Metazoa, Rotifera, Eurotatoria, Philodinida, Philodinidae.
AUGCAAUCGAAACAACUCAUUGAUAUAGUUCAUUAUUUAUAUGAUUGUGGUGUUAUUCAUCGUGAUAUACGUCCACAAAAUUUAAUGUUAGAUCGUGAUAGUAAUCAUAUAAAAUUAAUUGAUUUCGGUUUUGCCAUUGCAGUUAAUAUCAAUAACAAGGCGGGUAGCAUAGAUAUAAUAGGUCCACUUGCAUUUGCUAGUGAACCAUUUUUAGAUUUUUAUUCAAAAUUAUUAAAAGGCCAAGAGUUCCCAUAUUAUUUUUAUGAACGAACUUUUGAUUUAAUAUGUGCAUUAAACAUUAUAAUGACUAUGAGUAAUGCUGAUGUCAAACAAAGUAUUGAUUCAUUUAAUAAUUUACAAGAUGUUAACGAACUAGUCUUAAAAUCAUUGCAAUUAUGGAAAGAUACUCAACGUGCAAAUAAAUAUUAUUCAAAUUUAUUGAAUUUAAUAAAAAAACUGAAUUCAUGGUAUACAUUAGGUGAAUUAGAUGAAUCAAAUGGAUCGGAUGAAUUAUCAGUUUCUCAUCAUUCAAAAGAUCAAUCAGUUCAAUCAGUUCAAUCAUCACUUUCGAAUGUUUCAAAAGACCAAUUAGAUGAAUUAAAUGAAUUAGAUGAACCAAAUGAAUCAAAUGAAUUAAAUGAAUCAAAUGAAUUAGAUGAACCAAAUGAACCAAAUGAAUCGGAUGAAUCAUCAGUUUCUCAUCAUUCAAAAGAUCAAUCAGCAAUUUUUGAAGUUAUAAAAGAUGAAAUAGAAAAACUUUUCGAUAUGUGA